Alternaria alternata is the source of this 2106-nucleotide messenger RNA. RefSeq lists its product as hypothetical. The coding region runs from base 186 to 2030 and encodes 614 amino acids. The transcript has 3 exons. The record is from RefSeq and is a predicted model, not a curated record. Lineage: Eukaryota; Fungi; Ascomycota; Dothideomycetes; Pleosporales; Pleosporaceae.
UUAGACUUAUCAUUUCCGUUAUGUGCCUGGCCUUCGGUUAGGCACUCGUCCUUCUCUUCUGUGUUGCCAAGAACACCCAAGUGUUUUCUUCCUUCUGGCUGCUUUCUCAGCGCCCAAUCCCCAUUCCCCAUGGAACUCCGUUCAUCGUCCUGCAUUCUUGUUACAUAUCACAUUGUAUCGUCGUGAUGAAGAAAUACUUUCGAUGGACGGACGACGAAACAGUGGUGGUGUUGAAUCACAUUGAUUGGUGCCUUGUCAACAAACAGGAUUACUGGCAGACGAUACACAGCAAGUUCAACGAGGAGACCGGUCGAGUGCCCGAUGAGUCGCAGAUUGUGACCCGUCUCAAGGCUAUCUGUAAAGAGCAGACCCCGAGAAUCAAUUACAAGCAUUUGAUAGACCACGGUACUGUGGUACUGGAGGACGCCACGAUAGCCGGGCCCAUCUUAGAGGCCAUGAAAUACGGUAGAGAGAAUCUGAGCCUCGACGUCUUGGAGAAACGUAGAAAAGAGAUUCCACCAUCGCAGGCCGGCUUAUCGCAGCGCAGCAAACGGCAGACAAAGAAGAAGCGUCGAUUGACUAAUCACCGACAUUCGUUGCAUGAUAGACCUUCUGGCUCAAGAGAGAACAGUGGUCUCAUCAUCCAUCACAGUCAGGUCGAUCGAAAACGAAAACGUGCAGACAGCGUUCCUCACAAUGACAUCGCGUCCUCUCUAGACCUUUCCAACCCCGAGACUGUGACAUUGGGGAUGACGACAGAAUCAGACCUACCAGCGCAACUCGGAAGUUCGGAAUCGGGAAAUACUGUAUCGCACCUACACAAACGGCUGGAGGCCCUUGAAGGGGAAGUCAAGUCCAUGUCCGAACUGGGACAGAACACAGAACAAGCAUUGAAGAUGGCUAUCCAAUGCAUAACUUGGGUCUUUCGGGAGCAAGUUGGACCUAAGAACAAGAUACCUGAAGAGAUCUUCUCAACAAUGCAGCUUGUUGAGAGAACCAUCAAACGGGAUCCGAGCGAUGCUUUGGAUAGGCUUAUCAAGGACUUGCAGCAAGCGAACGUCGUUCGCCAGCGAUAUCAAGAAACCGUCAGAGAUCUGAUUGGGUCACGCGACUACGCGAAAAAGGUAGGAUUUCCACCACUGCCUCUCCCAUCUGAGCUCGCUGAAGAUUGGCGUCGCAUUCGAUCACCACUGAAAGAAACCAUGGUGGGCACUGGAGCACAUGUUUCGCGUAUGAAAUUGGCUAUGACUGGCUCUUUCUCGAACACACAUCUGGAUGAUCUUGCCAAAUGCAGGGAGGGGGGAGCAUACGAAGCACAACCGUGGAUAUCUACACGUCAAUUGUAUCUGGACAAUCCGACCGCAGCGCAGCAUCUACUGGCAGUUGUCUUGUGCCAGUUGCUGUUCUGCGGGACUGAGACCAUGUGCGAAGUGACGCCUGCAAGUCGCGCGUUCCAGAUUUAUAGAACUGUAACAGAAGACAGAGAAGAGAUAAGGCGUAUCGACACAAUUGCCUUCCAGCUUUUCACCAACCAGCCUUCCUUCGUGACCGAGGUCCUUCCAGAUCGUAUCCAGAAAAUGCGAGAAUGCCUUGAAGCCUGCGCUAGAGAAUUCACCACUGGUGUUAGCUGCAACUCUCCAUUUCGUCAUCUCGAUUUCAUGUCGGUUGAAGCGGUCAAACAUGCCCUCAGCCUAAAACGAGCACUGAUGUUGAGCGUUUUCGAAUAUGAAAUCCAUUUCGCUACUCCUGGAAUGGACUUCGAUCCAGUUUGGAUGGAUGCAGAGGAUGAUAAUGGUGUCAGCUUGGACCCGCUAACAUGUGCUAAAAUGAAAGUAUCAAUUUGCGUGUUCCCUGGACUUGUGCAGGCACCAACGAAGAAGCUGCCUGGAGACGCCGACGUCUCUGCAGCACUAUUGCAGGCGAAGAGCUUCUUUCCUCCGCCUCAAAAGGCAUGCCCAUCUCUGGAACAUGACAUAAUCAUCGCGAAGGCUAUUGUGUUGGUGCACGACGAAAACAUCGACGCUACCUAGACUGAGCACAUAUAUGAAAGACUUUGACGGGCGAGGAGGGUAGGGAAUGCCUUGUUAUGUCUGCGUUGCUCGGGAG